UAAAGAUCAGCCAGACCUGAAAUAGGAUAUUUUCAUGCACACACGGAAUAUUUCUUCUCCGUUUUAAAAUGGCGAACAUGAUACUAAGUGCUAUAUUUAUCUUCAUUUCAUUUGCGAUUUUCGUUAAUGGCGAUGUCGAUGACAUUACAACUUCCCGCCAUCUCCGACUCAUCCAUGUUGAAAUUGACAUGCUGACGUCACUCCUUACAAAGAAAGAGUUGACAAGGCGACAGCUUCAACUUUGCAUCACUUCCUUGGAGACCCAUGUCAACGACUCGACCAGAAUGAAUCAAAACGAUGAAAUCAACAUCCGGAAGCUGAGAUCUACUUUACAGGAGUUAAAAUUGUUGACAGAGAAGGAAAAGGAACUUUAUCAGAAUGUCAUUGAUAAAAUGAGAGCAUUGUUUCCGGAUAGAGUGUUGAUCCGCGGUCCGGGUAAUACGGCAGAAAUGUUGAGGGAACUGGAAAAUAUUCUAAGUCGUUUUACUGACGUAUUUGCUGAGCCGGAGAUGGACCACGUACCUACAGAAUGUGGACCAACUCCAUGCUUCGAGCCAGUUUCUCCGAUGCCACAACUAGUUAAUACAAUUAACCUGUGCGACAAUGCCCAGGAAUGUCGACUGGCCUCGUUUGCUGUAACUGAGGAAAACAACAUCCUGGCCCUGAAAGCUUAUGGUGACCAAGUUAUUCUCCACUCUGGUCAAGACGGCGCCGUGAUUCAAAGAUACAACUUUGAAUUUGAGCUUGAAGGGAUGGCGUACAAAGACCAAGGAACAUUUUUCGUGGAUCAUUCGCCUCGUAAUGAUCGGCUGAUUUACAAAUACAAUACAUCAUCCGGGCAACUAACCGAGCUGAUGGAAAUUUCCAACGGAUUUUCUUCAUACGGAAUGGAAGUUCUGGACGGGAUGCUGUUUAUUGGAGGAAAAUAUGGACGUGGGAUGCACGUGUAUUUACUAGAUCAGUCACGUGUUGUUGAAAUUUACACUUACAUCACAAACUAUGACCAGUAUCACAGUGUUUAUCUGUGCGCCUCGGAACUUGGCUCAAAAUAUGGACUGUUUACGGGACGAAUUGUCCGAAAUGAAAUGGUUUUGAUUACAUCGGCUGGAGAAAGAAUAUGUUCUAUAAAACAACGCUAUGAGUACCAGUCCAUACCGUGUGGAGUUGUGAGCAGGGACGGCACAUUCUUCAUUCCCGGACACAACUCGGUCAUUCGGUACAACAACAGGUGCGAGCCAACCGGAAUGUUUUCUGUUCCAGAUGCGGGAUAUAUCGCAGGACUGGACAAACAAAACGAUUUCCUGUACGUAAACAAACAAAAUGGCCAGAUUGCCGUUUAUCAAAUUUGAGUUAUGGAACGUGUCAAGUUGUUUUCAGUGAGAGAAACAUACCACCAAACAUAUUACUUGGUAUCCAAUAAAAACUAUUUAACUAAAAAAAAAAAACAGCUAUAUAGACAGAAACAGCGGCAUCGGGAAUGGAGCUACUUCCCCUUACAUCGCAAAUGGCCGCAUGCUACAAUUGAUUUCACCCUUUGUGUAACCAAAAAAAAUGAAUUAAAAUAUUUUGCAAACUU
Molecule: messenger RNA, 1576 nt
Organism: Pecten maximus
Lineage: Eukaryota; Metazoa; Mollusca; Bivalvia; Pectinida; Pectinidae
Exons: 2
Coding region: 69-1349 (426 amino acids)
Source: RefSeq, a predicted model, not a curated record